AUGGACCGCUUCCCUAAGUUUGAUAUGGUCGUCUCAGCGCCACCUCAGCUUACGAUGUGGCACAACAAUCUGGACGGGGAUCAUAGGCGAGCCCUUAACAAGUACGUAGGGGCCUUAACUGAGCUGAUCAACAUGGAUGGUUCGCCAGAACUAAUCGAGGUGCUUACGGGGUACUGGGACAGUCAGAAAAUGGUCUUCCAUUUCGGAACGGCCGAAAUUACCCCGACGUUGGAAGAGAUAAGGGAUUGCAUAGACACCGUGGGCACUGGUAUAGAGAGAAGAGCCCGAAAACAAGAGGAUAUUUUCAUCCCCAACAAACCUUCCGUAGAGAACAUCGCGGAUUCGUUGGGACUAAGAAAAGACUUCACAUAUUGGUGUCAGGAUUCCCACGUGAUGUUCAGAGAUCUCUAUGUCAGAUUCGGACACGCGAGUUUCUACGCCGCGUAUAAUCGAGAGUUUAAGAUCUCUUACAGAGAGUGGAACGAGGUCCGCCCCCUAGCGUUUGCUGUGGCAUUGCUGGGAACAAUGGUCUUCACGCACGGCCCGAGUUUGAGCAUCAACACCAGAGUCAUAACGCUCGUCCACACGUUGUUCAAAGGAUACGAAAAUCAAGGAACAACAAAAUACUACCCCAUAGCCCCAGUCAUAUUAUCCGACAGGUAUCGGGCCUUGGGUAAGUGCAAAGAAGGACACCGAUAUUUCCAAGGGUGUAAUCUGCUCCUCCAGUGGUGGAUUCUCAGCCACUUGGCAAAAGGUGCUGGGACUCGGGAAUUACACACCCUCGACAACAAGAACACUCUCAAGGACUUAAAAGAUUUACUAUUCUAG
Messenger RNA from Solanum pennellii, 828 nucleotides. RefSeq lists its product as uncharacterized. NCBI's taxonomy places the organism in Eukaryota, Viridiplantae, Streptophyta, Magnoliopsida, Solanales, Solanaceae. The transcript has a single exon. The record is from RefSeq and is a predicted model, not a curated record. Bases 1 to 828 code for a protein of 275 amino acids.